Xyrauchen texanus (razorback sucker) is the source of this 3211-nucleotide messenger RNA. RefSeq names its product nucleus accumbens-associated protein 2. Gene Ontology annotation, molecular function: DNA-binding transcription factor activity, RNA polymerase II-specific; protein binding; RNA polymerase II cis-regulatory region sequence-specific DNA binding. The record is from RefSeq and is a predicted model, not a curated record. Bases 216 to 1937 code for a protein of 573 amino acids. The transcript has 6 exons. Gene Ontology annotation, biological process: regulation of transcription by RNA polymerase II. Lineage: Eukaryota; Metazoa; Chordata; Actinopteri; Cypriniformes; Catostomidae.
ACUCAGACGCUUGCUUUCCCUCUUGCUGGCUCAGUCCAGUGCUGGGAGGAAGAGGACGGAUUGAGACAUAUCUCUCUGCAUCUCAUGCUACCUUCCCUCAUGCUGGGCUGAUGUGAGGAGCCUGUCUGGGUUCUUUCUCUCUCCCAUCUCGGAGGAUUCUGCUAUAGAGAUGUCUGGUGAGAACAUCCUGUCUUCUCCAGAGAUCUGAAACUGGCAUGAUGUCACAGCUCUUGCAUAUGGAGAUCCCAAACUUUGGCAGCACGGUUCUGGACAGCCUCAAUGAACAGCGGUUGCUGGGCCAGCACUGCGAUGUGGCCAUCAUGGUCAACGGACAGGCCUUUAAGGCCCACCGUGCCGUGCUGGCGGCCAGCAGCCUGUACUUCCGUGAUCUGUUUAGCGGUAGCACACAGACUCUCUUUGAGCUACCCUCGUCGGUGGCCCCGUCCUGUUUUCGGCAGAUCCUGUCAUUCUGCUACACAGGCAGGAUGACAGUGAGUGCCAGCGAUCAGCUGAUGGUCAUGUACACUGCAGGCUACCUUCAAAUCCAGAACAUUGUGGAACGAGGAAUGGACCUCAUGUUCAAGGCCAGCGCUCCGUACUGUGACUCCCAGACAUCUGCCACAGACGAUCCCCCCAGCCCAAACAACAACAACUCCUCCUUGUUGCUAGGCGACAAGCGCAAAUCUGUCUGCAAGAUCAAGGAAGAGAAGCUGGAGACCCUGGUGUGUGCUCAGAGCGCAGAGCAAAAGCAGGCUGAGGAGGAUAGGGGAACUAGUGGUAGAUCUUUAAGGAACAGCACUCUUUUCUACACCUGUGGAGUAGGGAAUGGGGUAAUACCUGUGAUGCAUCCUUAUGAGCACUCCACCAGGGAUCACGCCAGCCCUGGAGCCUCAAGCCUCCCAACCACAGACAGUCCAACGUCACACCAAAAUGAGGAGGAGGAUUUUGAAGAUGACUCAUACGAUAGCCUAACAAAUGGAAAGAUCUAUGGGGGCUCGGCCAGUCUCUAUUGCAUACAAGAGAAGAUGAAGGUGUCCUCCCUGCCUCUGUCCUUGGACAACCGAUUCUGUGUGCUGCUGGGAGGAGACAGAGAGGCUCUUCCCGCUGGUCUCAUCAGCCAGAUCGGCUACCGUUGCCACCCUGCUCUCUACACAGAGGGCGACCCUGGAGAGAGGCUGGAGCUGAUUGGAGGAUCUGGUGUCUUCAUGACACGUGGGCAGCUGAUGAACUGUCACCUCUGUGCUGGGGUCAAACACAAAGUCCUACUGAGACGCCUCCUAGCUGCUUUUUUUGACAGGAACACACUGGCUGACAGCUGUGGGACUGGAAUCCGGUCUUCUAACUGUGAUCCAAAUCGCAAACCACUGGACAGCCGCAUACUCAACACGGUCAAACUCUACUGUCAGAACUUUGCCCCUAACUUCAAAGAGAGCGAAAUGAACGUGAUUGCCGCAGACAUGUGCACCAACGCCCGGAGAGUUCGUAAACGCUGGCUCCCCAAGAUAAAGUCCAUGCUCCCAGAAGCCAUCGAGGUGUACAGGGGGACUGCAGUCCUAAGCCAGGUGGAGGGAGCCACCCAGCCAAGUGGUGGCUUUCCCUUUGAGUCAGAGUUCAAACACCUGGCAGCAUCAAAUCUGACUCUGGAGCAGCAUCUCUAUGAAGACUGCAGAGAGACACUGAGGAAUGGCUCUCACUUCACAGGAGUCAGUAUGGAUGAGAGGUCCAAAAGUGAAGCAGCUAAGCCUGAGCCAGGGCGAGCCAGCGAGUCAGACAACCCACAGGAUGUUGAGAGGCGUCCGGAGAGUCCAGAGAGAGCGGCCAGUGUGCUCGCCGUUAACCCAGCCAGCAAGAAAGGAGAAAAAGAUUGGGCAGCUAGCAGCCCCAGAACACAGAGAGAGGAACAGAACAAACAGAGACCACUUAAAGAGGAUCAGUGACUUCCUCUACUUCAAAAUAUUAUAAACUGGUCUGCAGCUUCUCACAAUCAAAAGGAUCUUUAUCCCUAAUUGCAAAUAUCCCAUGCUGCUGAACAUACAGUGGGCCCAAGAAGUAUUGAGACACUUAAGCCACACUUACAAAUGUAUUAAUGUCUUAGCAUUAUGUAACAAAAUAUCAAACCAAAUUAUUUUAAACUAAAGAAAUAUAGCACAUAAAUACACUUUUCAAGCAAAACAUUUUACAAAAAGAAGUUUAAGUUUUAAAUGAGAAAAUAUAUACAGUAUAUUAUUAAAAAUUAAAACAACAAGUAUUGGGACACUUUCUGGUUGUCAAACUUAGUGGAACAUGUUCAUAAUUAAUAUGAUGAGCAACACAUGUGGUUAUUCUGCUAGGACACAUGUGAGAACUUGAGGGGGACUGACUUCAUACACCCACUAAAAUCACUUUGAAAUCAAUUGGUUACAAGUGAUUGCUAAAAAUCACCAAGAAACGUAAAAAAGUUAAUCCUCAGAAACAGUCUAGCAUUCAUUUUUUUUCAAAUGCCGCUUGUUUGUGUAUUUUUUAUAUAUACAUAUCAAAUGCAAUGGCAUUCUUACAUUUUUAAAUGUGACAUAAAUGUCCAAAUACUACUUGUUUCAACUUUAACAUAAAAGCUGCAUGAUCAUGGAAACUCAACAUAUAACAAAUAUUUUCCAGGAUAAAUCGAAGAACUUCUGCAGCAAAUAUAAGACAUUUUAAGGAUUUUUGAUGGACUCAUUUAGCAUACGUAAAUACAGUCACAUUAACAAGCCCAAUACAUUAAGGCAGUCAGUGGUGUGAUUUUUCUUUUUUCUUUUUCUUUUUUCUUUUUCUUUUUUAUGAAUGCAUGUGAUGCAUAUCCUCUGGCAUUUCUGACUAAUACUCUUGCCAAUUACACAAACAAAUGGAUCAAGGACUUCUGCAUGGCUAAAACAAGUGCAGGACAAAUGUUCUCUUUAUUAUAUCAAAUACAUGCUUCAGAAAUCAGAACUAUCCUGCUUUUGGAGAGAGGGGUUGCUAUGUAUCUAGCUGACUAUCAGACCGCUGAGUCCAACAGUAAGGCAAGCUGAACCAAGGGCAACAGUCUAGAGAGUACACUGGACUCUCAGUUUUCCCUCCCAAGCUUUUUAAUCUAACUUUCAUUCUCAAGCUGCUGUAUAGUAAAUGCUUGCCUGUUUUUGCAUUACAGCUGGUCUGGACAUUUGAAACGUGAUUGUAAGAUGUUUUUUGGAAGUGAAAUAAAGGAAGGAUUAUU